GAAGCCAUUGACACUCACACAGACACACCUGCUGAUUCUCACAGUACCUGUACCACCACCGCCUGGAAGACAACACAUCAUGAUGAAGCUGGUAGCCCUGAUCUGUCUUGGCCUGAUACUGCCAGUUAUUAUGGCUGACACUGAGGUUGCAGAGCCCAGAAAGCCCAACUGCGAUGACUUCCAUGAGGUCUGCACACGGGAGUACAACCCUGUGUGUGGAGACAACGGCCACACGUACAGCACAGAGUGUAUGCUGUGCAUGGAAAACAAGUUUGAGAAGACAAGUGUCCGCAUCGCACACAAGGGAGAGUGUAAACCCCAAUGAGGGACAACGCUGUACGAGGAGCUCAACCUCACGUCAUCUUCUGUCUGCUACAGUCCUUUCACUUCUUAUCUUACUAUGUAGCCGCACUGUGCAUGCCUGAACGUAUGUGUUAUAUACAAUGAAGCAAAUAACUUCAAAGCUAUUUACUAAGUAACAUGCAUCAUUCAUUUCCCUCUGUAAUGUCUGACCUUGAUUUCCUUUACUGUCAGUGUAAGGCCUGUAGGCAAGAUAAUAACAAUAAAUGAGAAUUCUUUCUCUGUCAAAAUGCA
Molecule: messenger RNA, 594 nt
Organism: Engraulis encrasicolus (European anchovy)
Lineage: Eukaryota; Metazoa; Chordata; Actinopteri; Clupeiformes; Engraulidae
Exons: 4
Coding region: 80-325 (81 amino acids)
Molecular function (GO): protein binding
Source: RefSeq, a predicted model, not a curated record